ACGUAAUCAACACAACAAGAACCAAAGGCAAGAGAUAACAUACUUUUUACAACCCUCCUAAGCUGUCGCUGUUCUAAUUUUUUCGUAGAUAUAAUUUUCGUAUUUUUCGUUGUAUAGAUCACAAUUCUAAAUUAAGCCCUGUUAUUUUUCUAAACUUACCUGAGCACUUUCUCAAAUUCUGUAAAAUUUUCUCUAACCUCUGAACUGAGGGAACUCCUUUCGACUUCGAGUACAAUUUUCAAGAAGUUUAGUUCCUCCCUCAGUUUUUUUCUCGUGGUUUUCGGAAAAAUCUUCAUCACAUGUACUUAUCUCAUCUCGUAGUUUAGACUUGUUUGAUGUGUGGGCAGCUGAACUCUUAUUCUUAGUGAAGUUAAGUCAAGGACGAUGGCUGACGGGUCUUUCUACUUCCAUCUCCAACCAUUGAAGGAUAAGUUGACAAAAAAGUAUCCUCGCCGAGACAAUGAGAUUAACACAUUAUUGGGACUGUUUGCCGUGCCUGAAGAACAGAUGUUGCCCAGUCUAAUUGUGUAUGGUCUUUCAUCCACUGGAAAGACCAGCAUUCUUUUGGAACUUUUGACGUUGGUGAAAGUGAAGCAUUGUGUAGUCAACUGUAUUGAGGCGUACACUAAUAGACUUCUGUUGAAACCUAUUAUUGAAACAUUCUUGGGCCAAGAAAGAUGUGAAACGGAAAAUAUUCGGUGUGACUCGAUUAUGCAAUUUGUUCACUUGUUGAAAGCGGAAAGUAAGUCAAAUAAAACAUUCAGGGAGAGUCCUCAUAUCAUUGUAUUAAAAAAUUGUAAUAAACUAUCUGAAAUUCAAUUACAAGCCUUUGCUCGGAUAUCAGAACUGACUGAAAAGGAUAACUUAUGUUGCAUCAUGAUUACCCAAAUAGUACCUUCUCAGUUUAACUUCAAUUAUCCAAUACAAACCAUUGUUUUUCCCCAGUACAGCAAAGACGAUCUGUUAAGUAUCUUGUGGAGUCUGAGACCUCCAGAAUAUACUGAAGAACUCUAUAGAGACUUCCUUAAUCUCUUCCUGGGUUAUUUCCUUCAUGUUUGCAGAGAUCUGAAGGAGCUAAAAAAUUGGGUCAAAAUUGUCUUUAAUAAGUAUGUUGAACCUAUCGAAAAGAAGGAAUUGAAGUUGUCAGACUCAAACCUCAGGUCCUUGCUAUUCCGAGCCAUCAAACCAUACCUUCAAAAAAUAACCAAUUGCGUCUAUCUUGGCACUGAUUUCUCUAUCAAAGGAGCCGUUGAGCCAGAAUCAAAAUUAGGAAAUUCUGCGAUUGAUCUACCAAUGUACACCAAGUACCUCUUAAUUGCUGCGUACUUAGCAUCGUUUAAUUCACCUAAAUAUGACAAAAGGCUCUACCUGAAAGGAAGCGAUAAGGCCAAGAAACGUGCUGCGAUCAAGCAUACUGCUGAAAAGUCUGUCAAACAAUGUUUAGGGCCUAAGGCUUUCUCUCUCAACCGAUUAUUGGCAAUUUUUUAUGCAAUCUGUGAUGAACCAGUCAACUUGACAGUUAAUAUUUAUUCCCAGAUUGCAUCUUUAAUUGAACUGAGGCUGAUGAUGCACAUUAAUAGCGACAACCUUGAUGAGCCCAAAUUCAAAACCACAGCGCCUUUUAGUUGUGUGGAAGAUGUUGGAAAGAAUAUAAAGUUUGAUUUGAAAAAUUAUCUUCUCGGUGUUUGAAAUGGAAAUGGAACAUACUAAGAAAUUCUUCAAGUUGGACGUAUUUCUGCCAAACGGAACUAGGUGCAUUAUGACAUGAGCCCUGUUAUUAAAUAUUCUUAUGGGUCUCAUGUCCUAAUACAUAUAGUUCUGUUUGGUAGAAAUACGUCCAGUUGAUGUUUGAUCAUAGGUUAGUUUUAGCUGUCAUUCAGGUAUUAUUAAGCCAGAGAAACUUGUAAAAAUUUCCCCUCUGAGCCUGGAAUGGGUUACAAUUUACUAUUAUUUGUUUGAAUCCCAAGACUGAUGUAAUUGUUAAUACAUACCGUUUUACUUUACUCCAAGAUUCCAAGAACUUUUUUUUAUCAUUGUGUGCUUCUAAAGUUGGUGAUUAGUGAAUGUAAAUUAUAAUGUAUUAAAAUAUUUUUUACACACAUUUUUA
Molecule: messenger RNA, 2107 nt
Organism: Bemisia tabaci
Lineage: Eukaryota; Metazoa; Arthropoda; Insecta; Hemiptera; Aleyrodidae
Gene: Orc5
Product: origin recognition complex subunit 5
Biological process (GO): DNA replication initiation; DNA replication
Cellular component (GO): nucleus; nuclear origin of replication recognition complex
Molecular function (GO): DNA replication origin binding
Source: RefSeq, a predicted model, not a curated record